UAGCAUUACCGUGAUACCAAAACUAAAGAUGCAAACCAAAAAAGAAAACUACAGGCCAACAUCACUGAUGAAUAUUGAUGCAAAAAUCCUCAACAAAAUAUUAGCUAAUUGAAUUCAACAACACGUUAAAGUCGGGGUGCAGUGUCCCAGGUUCACUCGACCCUUCCCGUUUUCCUCUCUGUGUGUGUCUACUUUGCCGUGUUCCCUGGUGGCAGCGGCGGUGGCAAUGUUGGUGCAUGGGCCUCCCAAGACAAGGGGAAAGACAGCAAGGCUGAGGAGAAUGGCUCCGACAGCUUCAUGCACUCCAUGGACCCACAGCUGGAGCUGCAAAUGGAAACCACCCAGUACCUGGAGGACUCCUACAUGGCCAUUGUCAGCAAGACCGUGUGGGAACUCAUGACCAAGGAGUUCAUCUUCUCAGAGCUGCUGCCCAACCUGUACUCGCGUGGGGACCAGAACACGCUGAUGGAGGAGUCGGCAGAGCAGACACAGCGGCGCGACGAGAUGCUGCGUAUGCACCACCUGCUGAAGGAGGCACUCAGCAUCAUCCACGACAUCAACACAACCACCGUCAGCACUUCCACAGGGGCUCGUGGACAACUCCUGGCUGCAGGUGCAGAACAUCUUUGCCGGACCCAGGCCUGGUGGCUGUUACGUUGGGCUCCCCAAGGCAAGAGGUGACCCCAGACCAGGGGUUGGAAGACCGAGUGACCAGAGAAGAGGGAAGCCCGAGGGGGUGAGCAUUGGUCUGAACAGUGGGUGCACUGCCUGGGUGCCGUGGACGAGGCCAGCGUGUGUGGGGUGGGGAGGGUGGCCACAGCCCCCAGGCACUACCUGUGAAGCUCCGGCUCCUCCCUCCAUCUUCCUCCCCUUUCCCUUCCAGCCCCGAUUUUCCAGGAACCUUGCCACACCCUCACCUGCGCCCUCCCCUCCCCGGCCCUCCCACAGCUGCGGUGGCACACCUGUGCUCUGCACUUGCCUCACCAGCUCUCUGCUCACUUUUCUCUCUCCUGUUUUCUCUCUGCUUUCUCUCCAGCUGCCAGCCGAUCGGGUCCAGCAAGUCCAUCCU
Messenger RNA from Macaca mulatta (Rhesus monkey), 1069 nucleotides. RefSeq names its product putative GED domain-containing protein DNM1P34. Gene Ontology annotation, biological process: receptor internalization; synaptic vesicle budding from presynaptic endocytic zone membrane. Lineage: Eukaryota; Metazoa; Chordata; Mammalia; Primates; Cercopithecidae. Gene Ontology annotation, cellular component: synapse; microtubule; cytoplasm. Gene Ontology annotation, molecular function: microtubule binding; GTPase activity; GTP binding. The record is from RefSeq and is a predicted model, not a curated record.